Molecule: messenger RNA, 832 nt
Organism: Acomys russatus (golden spiny mouse)
Lineage: Eukaryota; Metazoa; Chordata; Mammalia; Rodentia; Muridae
Product: dynactin-associated protein-like
Exons: 3
Coding region: 195-671 (158 amino acids)
Biological process (GO): activation of protein kinase B activity
Cellular component (GO): plasma membrane; Golgi apparatus
Source: RefSeq, a predicted model, not a curated record
CUCUAUUUUUCUUUCUCCGAUUGUGUAGUAUCCUUUAGAUCUUUCUCAAGAAGAGAAAUAACUAUUAGUUCACAGAAUUCACAUUCACUAAAGGCGGAAUUACUAAGCUAGCAGAGGUUCAGCGUUUGUUCUUUCUAAUCCACAGAGUUGGCACAAGGCUUCUUGGCCUUGCAGCUGAGGCGAUCUCCCCCGGAAUGGUGAGAAAGCAGCAGCAGUACACCAUGAAUGUGGAGCAGAACGCGGCGGAGCAGUUGUUAAGAAAUCCAUACUGUUCAACUGAAGGAGCACACUGUGGCUGUAGAUCACACCAUGUGACAUGUGAGCUGCAUCGGGUUACAAAACACCCAUGUUCACUCUGGAAAAUAUUUCUAAUAUGUCUGUUGGCUUGUCUAGUUGCCACAGCCAUUACAGCUCUGGUCUUUUAUUUUGGACCAUUUGGCAACCCCACCAAUACCACCAUCGUCAUUCACACAGAUGGAAGGUCCAGCCAGGACCCCUGCACUACUGCAUCUACACCAUCUCUUACCCCAACACUUCCACCUGGACCUGAAACCACUCCAUCUCCUACUAGUCUACCCACCCCAGGCUUGUCUACCAAUCCGCCCACAACCACUACCAUGGUGACCAGCACAGAACAUGAAGUUGAAAUUGAGUAUGAAUACCAAGUGUGAACUCUCAGCUGUCAAGCCUCACUGAAUAUCCUCACUGAAAGGCGACAUAUCCAAGAUUCUGAACCCUGCUAUAAUAUCCCAUAGCACAGUUCUCUAUUAAUCUAUGCUGCUUUCCAUGUGAUGAUAGUCUUGCCUUGGUUAUUUACAACCUGAGAAAGAUA